Messenger RNA from Chenopodium quinoa (quinoa), 1667 nucleotides. Its product is annotated as ATP-dependent DNA helicase PIF2-like. Gene Ontology annotation, molecular function: DNA helicase activity. The record is from RefSeq and is a predicted model, not a curated record. Gene Ontology annotation, biological process: telomere maintenance; DNA repair. Lineage: Eukaryota; Viridiplantae; Streptophyta; Magnoliopsida; Caryophyllales; Amaranthaceae. The transcript has 2 exons. Bases 20 to 1060 code for a protein of 346 amino acids.
UGAACGGCAUUUAGAGUCUAUGGGAAAAUCAUUAGCUCAUUUCCAUCUUGAUCACUUACAUGAAGAGCUGCCAGAAGAGCUGAACAGAACAAAAGACAUCAUUGAUGCCUUAGAUGCACCUAUUCCUCAAGAGUGUAUUGAUUGUAGAGGCAAACUGAACUCAGCUCAGCAAAUUGCAUUUGACAGGAUUAUUUCUCAAGUCCAAUCAGGAAAGCCUGGCUGUUUCUUUGUUGAUGGUCCUGGAGGAACUGGAAAAACAUUCUUAUACAAUGCGUUAUACACAGAGGUUCGCAUGUCAGGAAAGUUUGUUCUGCCAACAGCUACAUCAGGGAUUGCUGCAGCAAACAUCCCUUCUGGAAGAACAACGCACUCAAGAUUUAAGAUUCCCCUGGAUUCAGAGACAUCUCUUGCCUGUGAUGUUCCCAAACAAGGCAGCCUAGCUGCUUUAAUCAGAGAAACAACUCUUAUUAUUUGGGAUGAAGCUUCAAUGGCUAAAAAAGAAAACAUUGAAUCAGUUGAGCUUUUGCUUCGUAACCUUUGUGACGCAGAACAACGAUUUGGUGGAAAGAUUGUAGUUUUUGGGGGAGAUUUUAGGCAGGUUUUUCCAGUUAUUCCUCGCAAAACUCAAAGAGAAGCUGUUGCAGCAAGCCUGGUAAACUCACAUAUUUGGCCUUGGCUAGAGAAGCUACACCUAACUGAAAACAUCAGAGCAAGAGAAGAUCCCCCAUAUGCUUCAUUUCUGCUGAGUUUGGGCAAUGGUCAGCUGCAAUCUGAUGGAAAUGCUUAUGUUCAGGUUCCUCCUCACAUUGUGAGUUAUUAUCAUGAGAGUGAUGAUCCUAUCAAUCACCUAGCUGCUACUGCAUUUCCAAAAUUAGAAAAUGCAGUAUUUUCACCAGAUAUCUUCACAGAGAGAGCCAUUCUUACACCAUUGAAUGACACAGUUGAUGCUAUUAACACAGUUCUCAUAGACAAAUUUCCAGGAAACUCUGUAAUUUACAUGAGCUUUGACAUCAUGCUAGAUGACAAUUGUGCCAUUUACCCUACAGAGUCCCUAAACUAGCUAGCCCCUGGUGGUAUGACUCCGCAUGAACUUGUUCUUAAAAUAAACAGUCCUGUAAUAUUGCUCAGAAACAUUGAUCCAGCAGAUGGGCUUUGCAAUGGAACGCGUCUUAUAUACAAGUCUUUCAGAAGGAAUGUAAUUGUUUGUUCUAUAGCCACUGGUCAUCGUCGAGGAGAGCUUGUAUUCAUUCAUCGUGUUAAUCUCCGACCUCCAUCAUCAACAAAAUAUCCUAUUCAGUUUGAGCGAAUUCAAUUCCCUCUGAAACUCAGCUUUGCAAUGACUGUAAACAAAUCUCAAGGCCAGACACUAAGCCAAGUGAUAGUUUACCUCCUACAACCAUGCUUUUCCCAUGGACAGCUAUAUGUUGCCUUGUCAAGGGCAAAGAAGUCAGCUAAAGUGACUGUGAUCACACCAUACCCAAAUGAACAACACACUUCACCGGUCCUGAAAAACGUUGUAGCGUAUGAUGUCUUGCAAUUAUCUGGCAUAAAAUGAUACAGGAAUGUAAAGGUGCUUUUGCUUCUAUAUAUCUAUAAUGUAAUUGAGCCUAAGGUUAAGCUUUCUAAAUUCUUGUAAGCUCAUUUGUGUUAAAGCACAAUAAAAUGGU